This is a messenger RNA of Aureobasidium pullulans EXF-150, 1528 nucleotides long. Its product is annotated as putative tocopherol O-methyltransferase. The record is from RefSeq and is a predicted model, not a curated record. Gene Ontology annotation, molecular function: sterol 24-C-methyltransferase activity. The coding region runs from base 413 to 1519 and encodes 368 amino acids. The transcript has 3 exons. NCBI's taxonomy places the organism in Eukaryota, Fungi, Ascomycota, Dothideomycetes, Dothideales, Saccotheciaceae. Gene Ontology annotation, cellular component: endoplasmic reticulum. Gene Ontology annotation, biological process: ergosterol biosynthetic process.
GCUACAGUAAAUGGAUGAGCUUCUGCUUUAUUGCGAGCUUCUCCAGCCUCGUCAGGGACCAUGAGGACUCCGUCAUUAACAAAACGUGCAUCGCAUGAAAUGAUCAUUGCAUCAAAAAGGCACACACGAAACGUUCCCAUCAGAGAAAUCGUACGACCUUCGAGUAUCCCUUGGACUCCGGAUGCAGGCUGUUGAUUGUUCCAAACAUGUCUUCGCCAGCGACCUGUGUACCGUGGCCAUCAGAUAACACUACAUUGUCGUACGAUGACUUGUGAAAGGAUAUUGGAGCAGAUGAAGCCGUAGGAUCUAUCAGAAUUGGUUUAAAUAACAGCAUCUGCUGCCUCGACAAUGAUCACUCCAACCAUAUCAGCUCUUACUUCUUCAACAUAUCUUCGACACUUCGAAAUCAACAAUGGCCGUCACAGCAGUACCAACGAGCGAACAAGAGUUCACGAAGCUGAUGCACGGAAAAUCAGCAACUGAGCGCAACGCUUUCAUCUCUAUGCUGCGCAAAGAUGGAGAAGCUCAUCGCCUGAUCACUGACGAGUAUGUUCAACGCUGGACCGAGGACAGCGAUGCAGCUCGGAAGUCCAGACAGGAUUCAUAUAUGUCCUUGGUCAACAACUACUACGAUCUGGCAACUGAUCUGUACUGCGAAGGAUGGGGAGAGUCGUUCCAUCUGUGCCGUUUUGCUCCAAAGGAGUCCUUGAUACAGGCGUUGGCCCGCCAUGAGCACUACCUUGCCCAUAUGAUCAACAUCAAAGAAAACCACACAGUACUCGAUGUGGGUUGCGGUAUCGGUGGACCAGCAAGAGAAAUUGCCACAUUCGCUGGCUGCAAAGUUGUUGGGGUAAACAACAACAGGUACCAGAUUGAGAGAGCAACUGCACUCACAGCUAAGCGAGGUCUCUCGGAAAAGGUGUCUUUUGUUCAAGGCAAUUUCAUGCAUCUGAGCUUCCUAGACAACACCUUCGACGCUGUCUACGCCAUCGAGGCCACCUGCCACGCGCCAGUCCUCGAAGGCGUUUACUCGCAAAUGUACCGUGUCGCCAAACCAGGAGCAACAGUCGAAAUAUAUGAAUGGGUCAUGACGGACCGCUACGACGAGGCCAAUCCGGAACAUCGUAAAAUUCGCCAUGGCAUCGAGAGAGGUAACGGCAUCUCCAACAUGGUCACCAGAAAAGAAGCAGAGCGGGCAUUCAAGAAUGCAGGCUUCGAACUACUGCAUGACGAGGACCUGGCAGAGCGCAGCGACGCACGACCAUGGUAUGCACCCCUGAGCGGUAACAUCAACUAUGCAACUGGAGCUUGGGAUGUAUUGGGCGCAAUUCGCAUGACAAAGUUCGGGCGAUUCGCAAUGGAGACACUGCUUACGACACUCGAGACUGUCAGAUUGGCACCUUCUGGUACGGCGGAAACGGCCAAAGAACUGUCGGCUGGCGCUGAUGCUCUGGUCGCAGGCGGAAAGGCCGGUUUGUUUAGCCCAAUGUAUUUGAUGGUUGGAAAGAAGCCUCUAUAAGAUAUUAUU